This is a messenger RNA of Ipomoea nil (Japanese morning glory), 1539 nucleotides long. Its product is annotated as rhomboid-like protein 20. Bases 256 to 1128 code for a protein of 290 amino acids. Gene Ontology annotation, cellular component: membrane. Gene Ontology annotation, molecular function: protein binding; serine-type endopeptidase activity. The transcript has 8 exons. The record is from RefSeq and is a predicted model, not a curated record. Lineage: Eukaryota; Viridiplantae; Streptophyta; Magnoliopsida; Solanales; Convolvulaceae.
UAAAUCCAAGAAAAAGCAGCCCGACCCGUUUACCAAACCUCCGGCAUUAACGAACAAAUCCGAUAAAUCCCCAUCGCGAAGAGAAUUCCAGAAGAGGGCAAAUUUCUUGAAGAAGACGAAGAGGCGGAGAGAUUGACUGACUAUACGUACAUACAGUUGUACAUAUUGGUACAGACAGAGCGGAAGUGGAAGAGCAUAAGCGCCGAAGGAUAAUUGACGGUGAGCUCAAUUCAGGUCGUCGGGUUCACUACGGAGAUGAACGGCGGCCCAUCUGGUUUCAACAAUGCGCCGGUGACGAGAGCGUUGGUGAUUGUGUGUGCUCUCUUCACAAUCGUCUUUGGAAUUCAAGGCCGUUCCAGCAACCUCGGAUGGUCUUAUCAGGAUAUCUUCAAGAAACUUCAACUCUGGAAGCUAAUUGUAUCUGUAUUUUCCUUUUCAUCUACCCCAGAACUAAUAUUUGGAGCAUAUCUGCUCUACUACUUCCGAGUCUUUGAAAGGCAAAUUGGUUCGAAUAAGUAUUCUGUCUUCAUCCUAUUCUCUGUUAUAGUUUCUUUACUACUAGAGACCAUUGCAUUAAAACUUCUUAAAGAUCCUUCCUUAAGUAUACUCACAUCUGGGCCCUAUGGUUUAAUAUUCUCAUCAUUUGUACCCUUUUAUCUUGACAUACCAGUCUCAACUCGUUUCCGCGUGUUUAGCCUCCAUUUUUCUGACAAGGCAUUUAUUUAUUUAGCUGGUCUUCAGCUUCUUUUUUCAUCUUGGAAAAGGUCUAUUCUGCCGGGCCUCUGUGGAAUUCUUGCUGGUUGCUUGUAUCGUAUGAAUGUUUUCCGCAUUCGGAGGGUGAAGUUUCCAGAUUUUAUUGCUUCCUUCUUCUCCCGACUUUCCUGGCCAUCCACAGGGAGCACACCAUCUCCAGCACCAAGGAAUGCUUUGGGAAAUGUGCCAUCAUAUGCAAGUCGCCAAGUUGAGGGAAACUAUGCUGCUCCUUUGUCUUCUGCUGUAGAGCCACCUGAGGAAUCAAUUACCACGCUAGUAUCGAUGGGCUUUGACAGAAACUCUGCUAGGCAGGCACUCAUCCGUGCUAGAAAUGACGUUAAUGCUGCUACAAACAUCCUUCUUGAAUCACAGUGACAGCAACUGGAUUUGAUAUUUUUGCUUGGAGUAGGAAGGCAGGAAGAUUUGGAUUUUGGAUACAGAGAAUUUGCAUAAAAAAGAAGAUCCAGCUAGCCCUUUAACAUCACCAUUAUUACACCUCUGAAGAUCCAGUCAAGCCACAAAGGCUUUUGUCUUUCAUUUUGUAUAACCUCGGCAUGGCAUUCGGUAUUUAAGCACUAGUCGUCAAUCUAAAGACCACUCGUUUGAUGGCUUAGAUGAUGAGUUUUUCAUUUUCCCGAACAUUUAAAGAUUUGUGAAAUAUUAGGGGGUAUGCAUUGAUAAGGAAUUAGACCACUUUAUUGUGUCAGACUGGAAUAUGCUAUUAGGCUUGUAAAGAUGACAUUUUGCAUUUUCUGUUCAGAUUCUAAAAUUAUGUUGAUAAUUUCA